This is a messenger RNA of Trametes versicolor FP-101664 SS1, 747 nucleotides long. Its product is annotated as HET-domain-containing protein. Lineage: Eukaryota; Fungi; Basidiomycota; Agaricomycetes; Polyporales; Polyporaceae. The record is from RefSeq and is a predicted model, not a curated record. The annotation marks the transcript as partial. The transcript has 2 exons.
CCACGGCUGGUUUCGACAAUCGGGCAACGCGGCGAAUACCUGACCCUCAGCUACGUGUGGGGCGGGGACCAGAUCCACAAGACCACUAGUACGAACCUAUCCAUGUACGAACAAGGUAUCGCCCCCUCCAUUCUCCCCCCGACUAUCCGCGAUGCAAUCUACGUCACACACAUGUUGGGCUUUCGAUGGCUCUGGGUUGACAGCCUAUGUAUCAUCCAAGACUCGGAAACGGACAAGGCGCACGAGAUCGGCCGUAUGCAUCACAUCUACCGCUACGCGCACCUGACGAUCAUUGCCGCCAUCGCGAAGAGCGUCAACGAGAGCUUUCUCCAGGAACGACCAUUUGACGGCUAUACGAUGGCUCUCCCUUUCCUCUUCCCUCCGUACUCCACGACCACGAUAGGGCAGCCAGAAGACUGCUCGGCUGCACAAUCUCCUCGGCCUAAUUCCAAAGAGCGGGAAGACAUGCACACGGCCUGGAUGAGGGUUGUCCGGGACUACACCAACCGUUCUGUCAGCGUGGAGUCGGACAAGCUGGUUGCGUGCGCUGCGCUUGCGGAGCAAUUCCACCCUUUCUUAGGCUCUGACUACCUUGCUGGUUUGUGGCGCUCGGACGCGCUCCUCAUCCACCUACUAUGGAAGGCUGAUGGGGCUACGGCGCAGCAAUUUGAGCUCCUACAUACUCGCCCAACAACCUACCGGGCACCGUCAUGGUCAUGGGCGGCGAUCGACGGACCAACCGAGUAU